AGGAAUACUUUGUCAGGGGUGAGCAAUUUUGGGUGAUAGAAGUGCUAGUCUUAUAUUCCUAAUUGGCAACAUUUGAUGCCUACCCAUGAGUUAUCCUUUGGUAUUUUAUGAUUUGUCUAAUCAGGUGGAAUCUUGAGACUAAAUAUUACUCUGCGGAACUCUCCAUAUGGACAGCUAAUAUUGAUAAUGGGAUCUCUUUACAAAGGCUGCUAGCUUCGAACCAAUUAGCAGCAUUGGUGAUGGUUUUUGACAUGAGUGAUGAAUCUUCUUUUAUUACUCUUAAGGAUUGGGUUACUGGAAUUGAUAUUGGGAGUUUUGAAAUUCUUUUAUGCAUUGGAAAUAAGGCAGACCUUGUGCCUGGUCAUUAUGCCCAUGCAGAAUACAGAAGGCGGUUACAGAAGCAAGGCGAGUUGAGCGAAGAUCCUCAUCCUGAAUUUUGGGAUUAUGGCAUUAUUGAAACUGAGAGUUACAGCCUAUUGGGGAAUGAAGAUCCAUCUGCAGAAAUAAAAAAAUCAUGCAUGGAGUGGUGUAUUGAGCGCAAUAUAGAGUAUAUUGAGGCUUGUGCGUCCAAUGUGGACUUUGACAAAUGUUUAUCAGUUGAUGGUGAUGUUCAAGGUGUAGAGCGUCUUUAUGGAGCUCUUGCGGCCCAUAUGUGGCCUGGAAUGAUCUUGAAGUCUGGGAAUAUGAUCAACUUUCCUCAACUUGUUGAGAAGGAAGAUUUCACAGAUGAGGACACAGAUUACGAGAUUGAAUAUGAAGUUUUAUCUGGAGGUGCUGAUGAACCUUGGGAUACCACAGAAGAUCCAGGAGCUUCAUCCAGUAUGCCUAAAGCAGGCAACAAGGAUUCAGGAGCAGGUGAUGAAGGCAACAUUGUAAACAAUGGUGAUCUAAUCCACAGUAAUGACAAUAUUGAUCGAGCCGCAGUUAGGGCCGAAGCCUAUUCAGCUUCUGGCAACCUUCACAAUCCACCCAAUACUGAUUUUGCAUCUGAAGCAGCUACUGUAAAAGAAUCUGACACUGUUAAAGUCCUGUCUGAGGAUCAAAAACUUGAGCCAUCAACUUCGGAUGUUCAGGGACAAGGGUUUGCUGAUGCAGUUGAGCUAGAUGAAGAUUUACAGUUCAGUUAUGAUGAUCUAGAAAGGUUAAUGGCUGAGAUCGGCAAUAUGCGAGGGAACCUGAGGCUGAUUCCAGAUUUCCAAAGACGCGAAAUGGCGGCGAAGCUAGCCUUGAAAAUGGCAGCCAUGUUUGGAGAAAGCAGCGAUGAAGAUGGCCUCUGAAACUUGGUGGCAGUUCUGAGCUCAGGAUGGAGAGUCAUUGCCAUGGCAACUGAGGAAUUUGAGACUAGCGAUUUGUAUUUUUCCUUUUUUUCACUACUUUUUUAGUACUAGGAAUUGAUUUUUUCCUUUGAUUUAGGAGAGUCAAGCCACAGUUUGAGCAGCAGUAAUGGCAUUGUUAAGCUAUGUAUGAUGUAAUCUCAUCGUUUGAUGAUUCAGUUCUACAUUUGAUUGAUGGUAGGGUGUCAAUUUGGGUCAACGGAUCGGGUUUGGAUCCAACCUGACUCGAGCAUAAACGGGUUGACCCGAGCCCGAUCCGAUUUUAUAAAUGGGUUAAGUUUUUCAACCCGGCAGGCAGCGACAGGUAGUGACAGUAGCAUUGGCGUUAUGCUUACAACAAACAGCGGCAAUGUCACCAACGUCGUUACGCAGCUUACGCUUGGACAAGGGCUGAGGUGAGCAUAUCAAGCUCGGUUUGCCGGGUUGACAUGAAUCUGACCCGAAUUAUAAACGGGUUCAAAAAUAGGACUCGAAUCCAACAUGUUAUUUUAUCGGGUCGAUCAAACUCAAUUUUUUGGGAUCGCAUUCGGGCCAGGCUUUCGGGUCAUGCCAAAUAUUGACAUCCCUAAUUGAUGGGAAGCAUGCAGCAAUGCAUUUAGCUUCAAAAUACAUGCUUGAAGAAAAUAUUGCAAUAUCAUUUUACUA
Molecule: messenger RNA, 1979 nt
Organism: Dendrobium catenatum
Lineage: Eukaryota; Viridiplantae; Streptophyta; Magnoliopsida; Asparagales; Orchidaceae
Exons: 4
Coding region: 108-1277 (389 amino acids)
Source: RefSeq, a predicted model, not a curated record